Messenger RNA from Fusarium odoratissimum NRRL 54006, 2312 nucleotides. RefSeq lists its product as uncharacterized. The transcript is spliced from 2 exons. The record is from RefSeq and is a predicted model, not a curated record. NCBI's taxonomy places the organism in Eukaryota, Fungi, Ascomycota, Sordariomycetes, Hypocreales, Nectriaceae. Bases 234 to 2057 code for a protein of 607 amino acids.
UGCGGUCUUAUGAUAAGUCGUGAGAGACUCUCAACAUCCUGAAUAAUCCGAGAUAUCACACAAUUAAGAAUAUGUUUAUUCCGACGGUCCACUAGUUAAGGAGGUGCUUAUCAAGAGCCGCAGCUUAAACUCAUUCCAUCACUCUCUCAGUUCACUAUAACUUCCACCUCACUUCAGCUGUACCAACAGUUCAUAUACACAUAUUCAUACAUUGAGCCUCACAUCACAUCAAAAUGCUCGACAGACCACCAAUUCGCAUCGGGAACGUCUCCGGCGCAACAGGCGACCAUCCCCACGCAAUGUCCCGCAUGGUCCGCUCCGGCAACGUGCAUGUCAUAACAGGAGACUGGCUCUCCGAGAUGAACAUCGCCUGGAACGCAAUCACCAAGCAAGAAGUGGACCCCAACCUAGGCUACGAGAAUGGCUUCUACGAGCAACUUGACGAGUGUCUUGAUGAUAUCAUGCAGCGCGACAUUCGUGUUGUGACUAACGCUGGGGCGUUGAAUACUGAUGCGCUGUAUGAUAAGGUCAGAGCGCUCUGUGAGAAGAGGGGGUAUGGGGAUUGUGUUGUUGCGAAGGUGCUGGGGGAUGAUGUCUCGGAUGUUGUUAUGGAUAAGGAGAGGAGGAGGGAUGUGCAGAUUACGCAUUUGGACCAUCCGGAGCAGACUCUUGAUUCUUGGGGGUUUACUCCGUGUUGUGCGACUGCGUAUAUUGGAUGUUGGGGUAUUGUCCAAGCGCUUCGCUCGGGUGCUCGUAUCGUUAUUUGCGGUCGGUGCACUGAUGCUUCUCCUGUGAUGGGCGCUGCGGCGUGGUAUCAUGGCUGGCGGGAAGAUCAGUAUGAGGAAUUAGCGGGCUCGUUACUCGCUGCUCAUCUGAUUGAGUGCGGUCCCUACGUCGUUGGUGCGAACUUUUCAGGCUUCAAAGACUUUCUACCUGAACUUGUGGAUAUUGCAUUCCCCAUUGCAGAGAUUGAUCCAAGAGGACGAUGUACCAUUGGAAGAACAGCAGAAGGUGGAGGAAGAGUCACAAAAGAGACUGUCACCGCACAGUUACUCUACGAACUCCAGGGCCACUUAUACUUAAACCCCGAUGUCGUCGCAGAUCUCUCUGGAGUACAAGUCGAACAAGAGUCAGAAAACCGCGUCUCCGUCUCAGGAGUAAAAGGCCUCCCGCCACCCCCAACAGCAAAAGUCAUGAUCGCCGCAAAAGGCGGCUUCCAAGCCGAAGCAACAUUCUACAUCAACGGCCUCGACGUCUUCGAGAAAGCAGCCAUGAUGAAAAACCAACUAGCACACAUGUUCAAAGACUCAAAUUUCAGCCGUCUAAGCAUCGAGUUAUAUGGCACACCGGCUGAGAACCCUACGUCUCAACAAGCAGGCACUGUAUCACUCCGUGUCUUUGCGCAAGCUCGUCGAAAAGAAGACAUCGAUGCGCCCAAGUUCAAAGUACCGAUUUACGCUCUCCGCAUGCAGAGUUAUCCAGGGUACCAUAUGAAUCUUGACUUUAGGACUAUGGUGCCCAAGCCGUUUAUGGAGAUGUUUCCAGCGCUCAUGCCUGUUUCUGCGAUUGAGCAUCGCGUUGAGAUGAGUACCGGUGCAUCACAUCGUAUUGAACCACCAGCAAAAACAGCAAAGUAUCCUAUUGUACGGCCGUCGACGGAAACGCAUGGACCGGUUGAUAUGCUUACUUUCGGACCGACGGAGUGGGCGCCGUUGGGAAGUGUUGUGCAUGCGAGAUCAGGAGAUAAGGGCGAUAAUUCGAAUGUUGGGUUCUUUGUUCGGAAUGAUGAUGAGUAUGCUUGGUUGAGGAACUUGUUGACUGUUUCGAAGCUGAAGCAAUUGUUUGGGGAUGAUUGGUUCAAGGGGGAUCCGGAGAGGAGGGUUGAGAGGGUUGAGUUCCCUGGUAUCAACGCUGUGCACUUUCGCGUUUUGGAUAACUUGAACGGAGGUAUAGCGUCUUCAGAUCGUAUUGAUGGUCUAGGAAAGGGAAUUGGCGAGUAUUUGAGGAGUCGAUACGUUGAUGUGCCAAAGGCAUUUCUUGAAAGAGGACGAAUUUAGAAACGGGUAAAAGUAGAUGCUUUAACUAGAAUUCACCGAGGCUUAUACAGAAUUACUCGAAGCCCGAUGUUCUCAUGUGCCCUUCCUAUCUCCCCUUCACAUAUUUCUUAAGUCUAUAUCAAGUCCAAGGCUUCGCGAUUAUUCCCCAAUGGUGAUAUUCACCACCACGUCUAGCGAGACGGUUGAUGGUCAGAGCCAGGUCUAUCUUGUGUCGCAAUUGGCGAGUAGAUCUUGUAUAAUCUGAAAGGUUGGCCU